Microbotryum saponariae is the source of this 1889-nucleotide messenger RNA. NCBI's taxonomy places the organism in Eukaryota, Fungi, Basidiomycota, Microbotryomycetes, Microbotryales, Microbotryaceae. The record is from the annotation of a GenBank genome assembly.
AUGCACGGCAACUGUCAACGAUGUCGUCAACCGUUGACGCCGUCCUCGCUCGACGACUCGCUCGCGGCGCUGUCCCCCUCGACGUAUGACCUCCUAUCCCAAUCCGAGCGCCAUCCCCAUCCAGCGCACCUCCCCGACCCGGGACCGAGCCUGACUCGACUACGACCGGGGCUGAGACCGUUGUACGAUGCCGCCGUCGCCGCGAGACCACCUCGCACGAACCCGUCGACGUCGACCACCCCGACCUCCGCCGCGACUCGCUGGCGCUCCACCGACGCACAUCACACCCUGCGCAUCCCCAGUCCUUACCAGCCGCCGUCGGGCUCGUCGUCCGUACCUCCUGGCGCAGAUCCUCCCCUCGAUUUCGGACCAGGCGAGAGCUACAUCGUCCUCGAGCCAGCCCACGCCGCUCCACACCACGUCCCGACCGUCGAAUCCUCCCUCGCCGUACUGCCCCCCUCCAAACCUCGCACCGAGAUCAUCCAAACCACUUCGAACGCCCACGCAUCCCCCUCCUCCGAUCCGCCACCCUUGACCCCUCGCAUCUCACAGCUAUCGCGACUGUACUCGUUGCUCUCGGCCGAGUCCAAGAUCGACCACCCGCUCUGCGUCGAAUGCAUGGACCAACUCUUGUCGCUCAUCAACAAGGAACUGUCCGAACUCAAAAAGGAAAAGGACCGCUUGGAAGCGUUUGAAAAGGACGUGCAGCGCAGGCGUAACGAGGAUGUGCUCGGCCCCACCGGAACCAAGGAGGCGUUGACCAAGGAGAUCGCACGCAGGAAACGCGCCGCACAAGAGGCGUUGCAGUCGCUCAAACAGGUCGAGGCCGAACGAGCCGCUCUCGAUCAGGAAAAGGCACUACUCGAUGCAGAAGAGGAACAACUCGCCCUCGAAGAACAAGAGUGAGCACAUUUUGCGAAGGCUCGGCUCCGAGAUCUCGCUCACUCAGACGUGCUUCGCUCUCCCAACAGAUUUUGGAGGGAUCACUCAAACCAAACACUACAAACACAGGCGAUGCAGGACAAGAUCGACUCGGUCCAGACGCGUUACGAGCAUGACUUGCGCGAGCUGAUCAAAUUGGAAAAGACCAACGUAUUCAGUCAGUCUCCCGAACGUCCUGCUCUCGCUCUCAGACCAGUCUGACCCCCGCCCCCCUUUCCGCAGACGACGCUUUCUGCAUAGGCCAAGAAGCCGGCUUCGGCACCAUCAACGGUCUCCGUCUAGGGCGAUUACCGAACCAUCCCGUCGAUUGGCCCGAGAUCAACGCCGCAUGGGGCCACACCCUCCUCCUGCUCCAAACGAUCGCCCGCAAGUUCUCCUACACGUUCCAUACCUACAAACUCGUACCCAUCGGAUCCUUUUCGAGGAUAGAGAAACUCAACGAAACCGACUCGCACCACCCCGCUUCCACGAGCGGCACUUCUUCCGCGAGCUCCACCUCGUCCACCUCGACGUCGACCUCGCUCGAACUACACGGCAGUGGUGACUUUUUCGCCGUAACAAGAUUACUACAAAACCGUCGCUUCGACCUCGCCAUGGUCGCCUUCUUGGAUUGCCUGAGGCAGAUGUACGAAUACGUCAACAGUAUCGACCCCCAGUUCAACGUCCCUCAUCGGUGAGUCUGUUCGUCAGGGUAAAGCAGUCGACUUCAUCCGAAGCUGAACUAUUCGACCCAACACGAGCGUUUUAGAGUCGUGAGGGAUAAGAUCGGUGACGUAUCCAUCAAGUUACAAUUCGGGAAUGAUGAGACGUGGACGAGGGCGUUGAGGCAUGUGGGUCGUAUUCUCCCAGAUCAUCAACUUCGGAUCCUUUCGAGGAGGGUGCUGAUUUCGGUGUAUUCACAGGUCCUACUCGAUCUCAAGAUCUUGUUGGGGAGGGCAUCGAUGUGA